Messenger RNA from Serendipita indica DSM 11827, 2526 nucleotides. NCBI's taxonomy places the organism in Eukaryota, Fungi, Basidiomycota, Agaricomycetes, Sebacinales, Serendipitaceae. The record is from the annotation of a GenBank genome assembly.
AUGACUGCGGGCUUUGUGCACGUGAACUGUAUCGAGCGUCCGACCAAUGAAUUCCAUAUUCCUACGGUGACAGCUGGAGGCCUCAAGAAGCCCGAAGCUGGAGAAUCUCCGCGAGACGCACCGACGUCGCUGUGGGCCUCGGUUUGGAUGGAUAAAAUCCCUGCCGACUCUGGGAAUCUAGAUAGCGCCAUCAAGUCGGGGGCUAUUUGGCUACGAGGUCAACAACGCGCCUUCCUCUCGCCUCUUCCCUUUUGGACCCGCCCUCUUUCUCCCCUCUCGCUCCCCUUUUUACGUUGUACGCGCUCAGUGCGCGACUGGUGGUGCUCGAAGAUGAUGAAUAUGCACAAACGACUGCUGCCAGCGGGUACGCCGCCACCUCAGCGACCAGCCCCUCCAACCACGACAACGAGACAGGUCCUUCGCGUCCCCAGAGCGUGUACAAGCUGCCGUCGACAAAAGCCCAAGAGGCGGCUUACCGAGGUCGAGAACGAGAUUGCGACUGUCAAAACCAAUCAGGCAACUAUUCAAAGUACCCUGAACGAGAUCCUCAAUGAGCUCAGGAGGUCAAACAAUCGUUAUAUGGACUCUCCACUAGACACCAGACCAUCCAUCAGCAAUGGACCUCCUAUGGCAAACGGACAGUCGGACCGUAGUUCAUCUACGUCGUCUACUUCUGCACCAGGGUCUCAUCGCGUUGAUACUAACAAUCUUCCGAGUCUAACCUCCAUAAUCAACAGAGCUGGCUACUCCUCUAGUGCGCCACAGCUCACCAAGAGAGGCUCAGAAUCAGCGCAGCACGUCACAUUCGCCGUCUCUCCUCGCCCAAUUCAUCAUUCGUCAAAGCCAAGCGGUUCUAUGACUCCCCAUCGUGACUCUGGAGUGAGCUCUCCAGCAAACUCAGAUGUCGAUAUUCCAGCACAUGCACUUCUUGCGCCAAUAGAGGUGAUCAAUGAUCUCGCUGCAUCGCCUGUAGACCAAGGACGACCUAUGAGGAAGAGGAAACGCACCGAAUCUUUUGGAGUCGACGACUAUGAGCCAGAUACAUCGAAGGGUGUAGGGAUGGCAGGGUUCAGCUCGACGUAUGGGAUGGAUGUGAUCGACAAAGGACUUAUUUCUGAUUCGGAAGCUCGUGAGCUUUAUUCACUCUAUUUCACCGGAUGCUAUCGGAUCCUGGCCAUGUUUGAUCCCAAACUCGACACCUACGAGUCACUGCGGCGACGUUCUCCAUUCUGCUUUUGUUGCUUGCUUAUGGUCGGGGCCAAAGUGCGGGACGGCGGACGGCAGCCAUCACCCAUCCAGCUGACACUGGAGAAGGAAGCCUCGGAUACGGCAAAGGAUACCCUGUUCCGGCCAGUGAAACGUAUAGAAGUCGUCCAGGGAAUGCUUCUGAUCGCCGCCUGGAGCUAUUCAACCGGAGGAACAGGCUGGAUUGCCGCAGGACAUGCUCUUCGUUGUGCUGUCGACCUUGGGCUCGAUAAGGCACUGCAGAGACUGUCCAUGCGAAUGAAGCAAGGUCAGUCGGGAGAAGGGGAGGUUGAUCAGAACUUGGUCCGAGCUUGUCGCACUUGGUGCGCACUCUUUGUGUUCGAAUAUCAAUUAGCGUUUGGGAUGAGACGCCCCGCAAUGAUGGGCGACGACGCCAAGGAGCAUAUCGACCUCGCUCGGGACACACUACUCAAGCAUCCUCUUUCCAUUUCGACCGACGUCCGACUCGUUUCGACCUGCCAAUUGCUUUGCAUACAAUAUCGCAUCCACCAGAGACUAGGGUUUGGGCGAGAUGACCGAUUCAGUGACCAGUACACUAUCGAAGUUCUCCGCGAGGCACGGACACAAAUAGAUGCCUGGCAAACCGAGUGGGACGCCGUCAUGAGCGUCAAUCAUGAUCCGAAUGAUUUCUUUCGGUCCUCGGCCGCUAUUCAACGAGCAUAUGCGCAUCUCUUUCAUAAUAGUCUGGCAAUGCAACACAUCCGUACCAAGGCGCAAGCCAAGGCAAUCUCCCCAGAAAUCAAGAGUAUUGCAUUCGAAGCUGUGGAGGCAGCCAAGGAGGCCCUGGACAUUGUCCUAAAUAACAAAGAAUAUCGAGAAGGGCUGAGGUUUGCUAUCUCGUAUACGCAUACCUGCGCCGCUUUUGCCGGCGGGUUCCUUCUCCGCAUGGCCCGGCUGUUCCCGCACGACUUUGAUAUCAACCAGACGUGCACAAUGGUCGAAUCAGUGGCUCGCGUACUGAGCGAAGUGCCGGCCAAACGCUUCUCGGAAGCGCUUUACAACAUGCUUGAUAGUCUGCGUCAACGAAAGAGGGCAAAUAGUCAACUAUUCGACAACGUCACAGGCUAUCCAAUUGCGGAAAUUCCGGUUCAUCAACCUCAGACGAUGUUGACUGGUUUUGCGGCUGAAGGAGUCUACGACGCCCUCCAUGAUGUUCCGCAGAUUCCCGACCCGCUUUUCCCAUCUUGGCUCACGGACCUACAGUUUGAAGGAAUCGACUUUCUCGGAACCGAGUUUCCGCCAAACCCUCAUUUCGGGUAG